GCGGCCUCCUCUCUUGGCCUCGCCUUGCCUGGGCAAGGCCGGCCCGGGCGGCGCUGUGAGGGGGCGUGACGGGGCGGGCUGCCCGCUGCCGGCCGCCUCUGCCCGGAUAAGACGGCGCUGCUUUCCCGCCGGUUUCCCUCGCCUUUCCCCCCCGCUCCUUCAUGGCCUUCCGGCGGGUCGUCGCGGUGACAGCCGCCGCUUGCGGGCUGGCGGGCGGCACCGUCCUCCUGUCUUCGGUCGCCAUCGGCAAGCAGCAGCCGCAGCCGGCGGGCAAGGCUGGGGGGGACGUUCCGGAGCCCGUCUCGGCGCCUCCACCCGCCGCCUCUCCGCAGGGGCUGCUGCUUCUGCCUUCGCCGGCCGCUUCUUGCCCCGCCGCUCCUGGGUGGCUCGAGAGGAGCAGCAACGGCUGCGGCUACUGGGACAACAACUGGGACAGGAGAGAACCAGUGGCUCUUAUUAAUCUGAAAAAGAAAAAUGAGGAGACCGGGGAACAGGAGCUCUCCUCUCGUCUGCACCACUACAAAGCAAAAGCUACUAGGCACAUAUUCCUGAUACGCCACUCGCAGUACAACUUGGAUGGGCAAGUGGAUAGAGACAGAACUCUGACUCACCUGGGCCGUGAACAAGCGGAGUUGACAGGGAAAAGGCUAGCCAGCUUGGGACUGAAAUUUGAUAAAAUCGUACACUCCUCUAUGACCAGAGCUUCUGAAACAACCAACAUCAUCAGCAAGCAUCUUCCGGGGGUGAAGAAAGUGAGCACUGACCUGCUGUGUGAGGGAGCUCCGAUUGAGCCAAACCCUCCCAUCUCUCACUGGAAGCCAGAAGCUGUGCAGUAUUAUGAAGACGGGGCUCGCAUCGAAGCUGCGUUUCGAAACUACAUCCAUAGAGCUGAUGUGAAGCAGGAAGAGGAUAGCUACGAAAUCUUUGUCUGUCAUGCCAAUGUCAUCCGGUAUAUAGUAUGCAGAGCGUUGCAGUUUCCUCCCGAAGGCUGGCUUCGGAUGUCUCUCAACAAUGGCAGCAUUACUCAGUUGGUGAUCCGUCCUAGUGGCAGAGUGGCACUUCGAAUGCUCGGGGACACGGGGUUUAUGCCUCCAGAGAAAAUCACACGCACCUGAGUGAGCAAGAGGAGUGUCUUUCUGGAGCCACCUGGAGAUUGUCUCUGCCCACACGUGUCACCUUGGUACAAAGCUGCGGCUUGGUAAGAUACUGAGUUUCAAAACUCUGCUUAACAUAACGGCUACCCCCCGCCUCACUUCUGCAUCAGCACGAAGGCCUUCCAACAUGGAAAAGGGCACAAGUGGAGAGAUGGCACUGUUGACGUGUUCCACCAAGUGCUGCCGUACAUCCUCUGGUCGGCUUGCUGGACUUUCCUGCUCUAUCGAAGUGAAUGGAGCUACUGCACCAGUCCGU
Sphaerodactylus townsendi is the source of this 1410-nucleotide messenger RNA. RefSeq names its product PGAM family member 5, mitochondrial serine/threonine protein phosphatase (gene PGAM5). Bases 162 to 1115 code for a protein of 317 amino acids. Gene Ontology annotation, cellular component: mitochondrion. The transcript is spliced from 6 exons. Gene Ontology annotation, biological process: positive regulation of mitochondrial fission. The record is from RefSeq and is a predicted model, not a curated record. NCBI's taxonomy places the organism in Eukaryota, Metazoa, Chordata, Lepidosauria, Squamata, Sphaerodactylidae.